Messenger RNA from Scutellospora calospora, 591 nucleotides. Lineage: Eukaryota; Fungi; Glomeromycota; Glomeromycetes; Diversisporales; Gigasporaceae. The record is from the annotation of a GenBank genome assembly.
AUGAUUUUGCAACAAAUUAUUCAUAAUGAUCAACUAACAUAUCAACUUACUAGAGAUAACAAUAGUAUUGCAGAUGACAGGGGACAACUUAUAGAAAAUAAGAAAAAUUCAGAACUAACCAAUUUAGGCUUUAUUUCUUACAAAAAACGGCGUCUUUUAGAUCUUCAAGCUUCAAAUAGUCUAACUCAUCAUGAGAUUUACUGUCAAGUUGCAAACAGGAAUCUCGAGGAUUAUCGUUCUAAAAUAGAAUAUCAAAUACAUACAAAGUACAAUAUCCAAAAACGUAAUUAUAAAGUCAGUGAUUUAGUAAAAAUACAAAUUGCUAAGAUUAAUUGUGGAUCUGGUGAUUAUUGUGCACUUCCUUUAUUUCCUGCUGGAGAAGUUUUGCUACUUGGGUCAAAAGAAUUUCCUGAAUUAGACUAUCCCCGAUCUAUACAACUAUUAGUAUUAUUAAAGCUACAAGAUUACAAUCUAAUGCCCUUGCUAGCAAUAGAGUUUGCAAUUGUAGAGACAACUGUCUUACAGCAAAAUGCAUUUGUAAAAAAGCAAACAUUUUGUGUGGAAAUAGAUGUCAUUCAAAAAAUUCGAAAU